Messenger RNA from Perca fluviatilis (European perch), 3021 nucleotides. Its product is annotated as protocadherin beta-16-like. Gene Ontology annotation, molecular function: calcium ion binding. NCBI's taxonomy places the organism in Eukaryota, Metazoa, Chordata, Actinopteri, Perciformes, Percidae. Gene Ontology annotation, biological process: homophilic cell-cell adhesion. The record is from RefSeq and is a predicted model, not a curated record. Gene Ontology annotation, cellular component: plasma membrane. The transcript has a single exon. The coding region runs from base 80 to 2614 and encodes 844 amino acids.
UGAUCGGUUUCAUACGAGCUGAGGCUCAUCGGAGACACAGUUGCUUUACACUUCUAAAGCUAAUCUAAAUUAAUCUGUAAUGUAUGCGUUUUCCUCAGUGAAUUUAAAUCUUCAUUUCAUUGUUCGAUUUACUCUAAAACCCUGUUUCCACAUGGAAUUUAAAGAACAUCCUCGACGCGGAGGAGUAAGAUGGCGAUUGUUUGGACGAUUGCGAGGGGCAGUGUAUCUGUUUAUUUUUCAAUUCAUUUUUCUUAAUCAAACGAAGGCACAGAUCCGGUAUUCCAUCCCAGAGGAGAUGAAGAAAGGGUCCCUUGUUGGUAACGUCGCACAAGAUCUUGGUUUGGAUUUGCAAAGGCUCCGUUCUGGCCGGGCCCGUAUCGUGACCGGAGAAAACAUCCAGUACACGGAGCUGAAGACAGACAAAGGGACUUUGGUUGUGAAUGAGAGAAUAGACCGAGAGCAGCUUUGUGGUGACGUAACACCGUGUAGCUUUACAUUUGAGAUUUUAUUGGAAAAACCAAUGGAGUUGCACCCUGUAACGAUAGAAGUAUUGGACGUAAACGACAACGCUCCCACUUUUCAAAAUAGUCACUUGAAAUUUGAAAUAAGCGAAUCAGCUGUGCUUGGUUCCCGUUUUGAUUUAGAGAGUGCGGACGAUGCUGAUGUUGGGGAAAACAGUCUGCAGAAUUAUAUCUUAACUCCGAACGAGAAUUUUGUUUUGAAACAACAUGUGAAUCCGGACGGCAGUAAAUAUGCUGAAAUGGUGCUUCAGAAACCCUUAGAUAGAGAAGAACAGCCACGCCUGUCUCUAAAACUGUUGGCCGUGGACGGCGGAAAUCCACAGAGAUCGGGUACGGUAAAUAUAGACGUCAACAUUCUAGAUGCCAAUGAUAAUGCCCCUGUGUUUAAUCAGUCUGUGUAUAAGGCCACGGUGAUUGAAAAUGCACCAACAGGCUCUCAUGUUGUUACUGUGAAUGCAAGCGACAUAGAUAGCGGCUUAUACGGACAAGUAACAUAUUCAUUUUCAAAAUCAAAAGCAGGGAUAGCUGAUUUGUUCGAUAUAGAUGAGGCUACUGGAAGAAUAUAUGUGUCCAAGGAAAUAGAUUUUGAAGAAGACAAAAAAAUUGAGUUCAGGGUUGAAGCCAAAGAUCAAGGCGGACUGACAGAUUCUAGCAAAGUUGAAAUUGAGGUAAUCGAUGUAAAUGAUAAUGCUCCGGUCAUUAACGUUAUGUCAUUCACGAGUCCUGUGUCAGAAGAUUCCCCUGCUGGUACCACCAUUGGCAUAAUUAAUGUGAAAGAUCUUGAUUCAGGUGAAAACGGACAAGUAAGGUGCACGAUCGAAGGAAAUGUUCCUUUUAAAAUUAAAUCCAACGUGAGAAAUUAUUAUGCAUUGAUGACUGAUGCUGCAUUAGAUCGUGAAAAUCUGUCAGAAUGUAACAUCACUGUUAUUGCCUCAGACGCAGGAUCGCCACCCCUCUCAACUAAAAGAACAUUUUAUCUUAAGGUCUCAGAUGUCAAUGAUAAUGCUCCAAUAUUUCCACGAGGCUCUUAUAGUGCAUUCAUCACAGAGAAUAACUAUCCAGGUGUAUCUAUACUAAGUGUUAAUGCUAAAGACCCCGAUGAAAACCAGAAUGCCCGUGUUUCCUAUAUUUUGGAAGAGUCUGAGAUAGGCGGAUCUCCAGUUUCUGAAUAUGUGUCUAUAAAUGCAGAAAGUGGAGUGUUACAAGCAGUGCGCUGUUUUGAUUAUGAGCAGAUCAAACAGAUUGGAAUCACUAUCAAAGCGCAGGAUGGCGGCUCUCCUCCACUUAGUAGCAAUGUGACUGUGAAAAUACUGAUCCAGGACCAGAACGACAACCCUCCUCAGGUUCUGUACCCAGUCCAGACUGGUGGCUCUCUGGUGGCUGAAAUGGUGCCUCGUUCAGCAGAUGUGGGCUAUCUGGUCACUAAAGUGGUGGCUGUUGAUGUGGACUCUGGACAGAAUGCCUGGCUCUCCUAUAAACUGCAGAAAGCCACAGACAGGGCGCUGUUUGAAGUGGGCUUACAGAAUGGAGAAAUAAGAACUAUCCGCCAAGUCACUGACAAAGAUGCUGUGAAACAAAGACUGACUGUUAUAGUGGAGGACAACGGGCACCCCUCUCGUUCAGCUACAGUCAUUGUUAACGUGGCGGUGGCGGACAGCUUCCCUGAAGUGCUGUCUGAGUUCACUGACUUUACACACGACAAGGAGUACAAUGACAACCUGACUUUUUACUUAGUGUUGGCUUUGGCUGUAGUUUCCUUCCUCUUCAUCACGUGUUUAGUGGUUAUUAUAUCAGUGAAAAUCUACAGAUGGAGACAGUCUCGCAUCCUGUAUCACUCCAAUCUCCCUGUGAUUCCAUAUUAUCCACCACGUUACUCAGACACUUUGGGGACAGGGACUCUCCAACACGUGUACAAUUACGAGGUGUGCAGGACGACUGACUCCAGAAAGAGUGACUGUAAGUCCGGCAGAGCUGGUAGUCAGAACGUGCUGAUAAUGGACCCCAGUUCUACAGGGACGAUGCAGCGGAUACAGAGUGAAAAGAGCAUCCUGGAUGAACCAGACUCUCCUCUAGAGGUUAGUUCAAUAAUGUAGAUUUGUCUCUGUGCAGUUAUUUCUCCUUCUGUGUUUAGUUACAUUGAUAGUGAAGUGCUUCACUCUAUACCGUCCUUUUCAGCACCAUGGGCAGUAUCUCACGUUGCAGCACUUUAUAGGAAUACUGAUGUAGAACUUAAACAUAUACUCAUUUCUCAGUUAGUGAUAGCGGACUGAGAUAUUUUAGUUUCUAAAUGUGCUUUCACAGCGUGAGUGGUCAACUGAGUCUUUUAGUGUUCAUUCACUCGUGAUUGUUGAAGGAAAGGGUUUGUAAGUGACUAAAAUGAUUCUACUGACAGGCAAAAAUGCUCCAUUCACUGCAACAUUCAACAUCGCUUCCUGAGUCGUGAUAAAGUUGUAGUUGCUUUUUGUUAUUUUUUGUGACAUGUAUUGCAAUGUUCUAUGUA